Molecule: messenger RNA, 1392 nt
Organism: Amorphotheca resinae ATCC 22711
Lineage: Eukaryota; Fungi; Ascomycota; Leotiomycetes; Helotiales; Amorphothecaceae
Exons: 6
Coding region: 157-1227 (356 amino acids)
Molecular function (GO): dioxygenase activity
Source: RefSeq, a predicted model, not a curated record
CGCAUCCCGCAUUCCACCCAUUCUUGCCCCUUAUCUAUUAUUUCCAUGUACAUAUCUUGGACGACGCUCCGGUUGAACAGCCAAUUCUAGUACUCUACUUGUCACCCAUCCUGCACAGCUCUCUAAUUGAACCCCAAAGAGUACUACAUAACUGCAAUGGCGUCCUCAACCGGCCAUCCAAGCCAAGUCCCCGUGAUCGACAUAUCCGGGACCCUACCAGAACUCGAAGUCGGCCGGGCCUUAGUAGACGCCGCGGCGACAUACGGCUUCGUGUAUAUCAAGAAUGAGGGGAAGGACAUCCCCGUCGAGGCAAUCGACCGCAUGUUCGAGCUCUCCAAGCAGUUCUUCUCCUCGCCCGUUGAGGAGAAGGAGAAGUGCAGGAUUACGGAGACGAAUCGCGGCUGGGGAGGCAUGCAGACGGAGACGUUAGACGUCAAGAACCAAAGGGUUGGCGAUUUCAAGGAAGCCAUGAAUAUAGGAGGCUUCGUGGAUGGGAAAGCCCAGCAGCCGCUGCCUGCUUCCCUCGUCGAUCACGAAGCCGAGAUCGACCAGUUCCAGAAGUAUUGCCAUGAGCUAGUCCUGAAAGUCCUAACACUCUUCGGCCUGGGUCUCGAGAUCGACCCUCUUGCCGGCGGUUCUUCCUGGUUCGCGACACGGCACCGCGAUGGCGCCAACCCCAGCAUCCUCCGCCUUCUCUACUACCCGCACCUCAGCCGCAGCGACUACCAACCGGGGAUCGACAUCCGCGCCGGCGCCCACUCAGACUACGGCUCCCUAACGCUCCUUUUCCAACGGCCCGGGCAACCGGGUCUCGAGAUCCGGCCGCCAGGUUCCGACGGCUGGACGCCCAUCCCCGUGCAGCCACCCACGACAGAGCACGAUCCCAGCCCGCCGAUCCUAGUCAACACGGGAGAUCUCCUGGCGUCGUGGACAGACAAUUUGCUGCGGAGCACGGUGCAUCGCGUGGUGUUCCCCGUUGAGGACGUCGCGGAUCGGUAUAGUAUUGCAUAUUUUGCGCAUCCGGUGGGCACGACCGUGUUGGAGGCGGUGCCGAGUGCGAAGGUGAGGGAGAAGGCGAAGGAGAAGGAGGCCGAGGGGGAGAGUGUGCAGGAGAGGGAGGCGAGGAGGGCCAUGACGGCGGAUGAGUAUCUGUUUAGUCGGUUGAAGGCGACGUAUCUGGGGCUGUAUGGGAAUGGGAAGACGGAGGGGAAGGCCGUGACGGCUUAAGUUUAGAUUGUACCUGCUACUAUCGACUUAUAAAUCAUCUUUGAUACAUGCCCUGAAGCCUUCUCCCAUCUCUAUCCCUUUUGUGCUUCUUCUUCAUCUUCUUAGCAGUGUUAGAUCCUACCAAGUUCAGCAUAUAUUAGAAGGGGCUCAGGGGAGAGGACCCCC